AUGGCAACCAACCACUUCCUUCCCUUCUUUUGUCAUAUCACGAAGACGACUGAUCCUGGUGUCAGCGGUGAGCUAAUGCGGUCACCUCAGGUAAGCACCCAGAGGCCUGUCAAUAACGGAAACCUCGAUGGCAGAUUUCUGGCCUUUGAUGAUGAUGAUGAUGAUGAUGAUGAUGAUGAUGAUGAUGAUGAUGAUGAUGAUGAUGAUGAUGAUGAUGAUGAUGAUGAUGAUGAUGAUGAUGAUGAUGAUGAUGAUGAUAGUCUCACAAAUGUUUCCUGCGGCUGA
This is a messenger RNA of Spirometra erinaceieuropaei, 285 nucleotides long. Lineage: Eukaryota; Metazoa; Platyhelminthes; Cestoda; Diphyllobothriidea; Diphyllobothriidae. The record is from the annotation of a GenBank genome assembly.